AUGGACGCGUUUCUCGAGUCAAACUCCGCCACUGAUCUUGACGGCGUCUCGACCUUUCUCCUCGCCCAUGUCCGCCACGGCAUAGAGCUUGGUAGUAGCGAGCGCAAGGUGGCACAGAUCAUUGCUGCGCGGCUCGGUGCACGGCUGAUCUCUGUCGACGCCGCAGACAAGCCUGGCCUGGUCGCAGCGUUCAACAUGAUCGCCGUCACUGCCGCCGCCCGCCGAACACGCGAACGCAUCGGGGCCAAGAACCCCACUUCCAAGCUUAGCACUACACGCAAAGACUGCGACGCGGGGACCGGCAAGUCGUCCAUCAUCCGACAGGUGACGGAAAAGCGGCUGAGUGAGGUUCCGACACGUCUGGGCGUCGCUUUCGCCAACUUUACCAUCGACAAUCUUGCACGGCUGCAAUUGUGGGACACCGCUGGGGCCGAGCGGUUCCCGAACGGCUUGUCGCGCCUUUUCUACCGUGCCGCAGAUGCCGUCGUCAUCGUCUUUGAUGCCGCCAACGCCGACUCGCUCAAAUCGAUCGAGACGGUCUGGCGGCAGUCGCUGGAGGAACACAGCAUGACCGAUCUCGACGGCGUCUCGAUCUUCAUUCUUGCUCAUACACGCUACGGUGUAGAGCUCUCCGAUGACAUGGCGACGACGGCACGGACGCUCGCUGAGGAGAUGAACGCACGGCUGUUCACCUGCGACGCCGCCGACUUUGACGGCCUCGAAAAGAUCUUCACCAAGAUCGGCAUCGCUGUUACCGCCCGAUCCACACGUGAGCGCAUCGGCGUCAAACGCCCUACCAUCAGCAUCGCCAAGAACGACUUCGACUCAUGGGAUGAGGACGAGUCGGAUGCUUGGCAGGACGCCGUCUUGGCGCUUUCAGCCUCGCCUAUCACCGUCGAUGGCGUCGUGCCGGGCUCGGUGACGGCAUUGCUCCGCUGGUACGGUAUUCGGGUCAUUCCGUGGUCGGUCACCGAUCUGGCCGUCAUCUGCGACCACGUGAACGUUGUCGCCGCCUUGGCGACCUCGGCCGACACAGCCAGCAUCGCACGCUUGCUCCGCCGAGCCAUGCGGUUUUCAGGAGCCGAUGAGCAAAUGGUGGAGCUCCUGCUUGGCCUUGCUGGUGCACACAAUGUCGAUCGCGGGGUGCUGGCGGCCGACGCCCGCGUGUGGGGCCGCAACGAGCUCGCCGCCCGCCUCGAGCAACAGUAG
Thecamonas trahens ATCC 50062 is the source of this 1209-nucleotide messenger RNA. RefSeq lists its product as uncharacterized. The transcript has 4 exons. Bases 1 to 1209 code for a protein of 402 amino acids. The record is from RefSeq and is a predicted model, not a curated record. Gene Ontology annotation, molecular function: GTP binding; GTPase activity. NCBI's taxonomy places the organism in Eukaryota, Apusomonadida, Apusomonadidae.